CUAGGUAAGUGUCACAAUUGGCAUGAACAAUGGAAAAUAUUUCACGAAUAUGACCUAUUAAUUAUUGUUUAUUAUCAAAAGCUUUUGAGAAAAGAAUGUAGUCGUACACUGCACUACAAACACUACAGUCGUUUUUGGAAUAUUUACGGGCAUGAUGUAGGCUAUGCUAUGGCGUUAAGGCAGAUGCAUUUCACAUGAACCCAUACGCUGUACCUGCGUUGUAGGCUACCCUUUAUAGAAUUUAGUAAACAUAUUCGUGCAUUAGGUGCGUCAUGAUAUGGUAAGAGUGCUUAAUUCAUAAAAGUAGGCUACACUUUCAGGAAAGGCUACUUGUGAAAUAAUGUAUUUUCCUGGAUUUAAAAACAGUCUAAAUAAAUAGGAAAAUCUUUCAACUCAACUAAUUCAUGUUAACAAUAACUAUCGUAAGUAUCUAGACUGAUAGUCUGCUUACGGGCUGAACGAACCUAUUUCAUGCAUCUAGCCUAAGUUAAAGUCUAGUCGAGGUUACGGCUGCAGUCAAUAAUACUCAUAAUAAUAGCCUAAUAAUAAGCAUAAUCAUAAUAAUAAUAGAUGAAACCCCAACAAUAUGAAUGAGACUAAUGUAAAUUGAUUUAAAUGUGAACGUGUGUGUAUGUGUGUGUUGCUUUAGAGGAAAGAUUUUGAGGAAAAAAGCCUGACCUCAUGUGGCCGCCGGGAUACUGGGCCUAACGCUGACAAUGACAGCAGACAUGCACUGAUUUGGACAAUGCCGAAUGUCAAUAUCAUAUCCUCGAGUUGUAGACCAAGAACUCAGCACCUGUUAUCUGUCUGCUGUUGUGGGCAGACACAUUUUUCAAUUGUAGGCCUGUCUGACACUUAAAAAGACACUUAAUAAAGAGACUUAAUCGUUGAAAAGUAUUGUAGUUUACCCGUAUUGUGGCUGUUUGCACGUGAUACUUACCAUUAAUAAUCUCAAAGCCUACUCACACAUCUUUAUGAACGAGUUUAGCCGAGCCGUUUCUUCCGAAUUUGUCUGUGAACGAGAAAUGUCUACGAAAUCGGCCAAAUCAGAUCUUCUGAAUCAAGCACACCAUGCACUACAGAUUACGAGUCCCACGAUGAUAUAAACUUGUUGUUUGCAUACCACAUGCAAAGACUAAACCGGACAGCAACUCAGCCUAGGCUACCUUAUGUCAGUUAUAGGACCAAACAAGCAAAUAUGACGGUAAAACAAUAUAACCAAAUGUAUAGGCCUACUUGUAGCCUAGGCUACUUAUAAUUUAUGUUUCAGUGAGUAUUCAAUCUACACAGUAAAAGAAAUUCUGGAUCGUGUCUUAUUAGACAUGCAGAAACUAUUAGGGAUUUCUUCUAGGCUAAGAAUAAUUAUGCCUGCAUUUACAUUAUACAUUUACGCAAGCACUUUUACAGUUUACAAUUUGUUUGGCGAUGAUAAUGUGAAAAGGAUUGUACCCAUAUUGGUCUCUAUUUCCCCUUGUCUGCAAGUUGGUUUAUUCUCCAUCACUGUUUGAUGGGACUUUUUUCACAAGCCUCGUGUUGGUUUUAUGCUAUACUGGGAACUCAACCACAGUUUUAUUAACGACACGUUUAUGAACAAUCAAAUGGUCCUCGUAAAAAUUUAUUGAAGGACAUAAAAACAUGUACGGCCACUUGCCGAAUGUAGCUAGAUACGUCUUUGAGGAUGUAGGUAUUCCCACCUCCCCGGUUUUAAAAAACAUCGUUUUACAAGGGAUGUCCUGCUUGUGUUUAUUUGUGACUCAUGGAAACUAUAAUUCCAGUGUGUUAAAGACGCACUGCAACUCAACAGACCAGACUUUGGGGGUUUGUGAAAGCACAGGAAUUGUCCACAUUUAGGGGGAAAUCAGACACACUAUAAAUGUCAAUCAGGGACAAAAACAAUACCUUUGGAGUCAAAUAGUGGAUUUUACUAUCGAAAGCGGUGUUACUGAAGUAUCCUACUGGCGCACACAGUGCUUCCCACAGAUGUAGGGACAGACUCGACAAAGAUUAAUUACAUAAAAAAAUAGUGCCAUUGCUAGAUCUUAACGUACCUCGUAGAGCGACGCGGCUUCAUAAAAAUCUUUUGAAUAAGAAUAGCUAGACCAAAGGAUUGGAGUUAUACUUUUAUCCUGGCGUCCCUUUGAGAGAAAUCUUAAAAUCACCACACUGUUAUCACGAAGUGCAUUGCUAUCCCAGGACAAGUCGCGCAUUGAUCCACUGUGCAUUUUUUUGUGGGGGUAAAUAUAAUCACGUGUUGCAGAGUCAGCCAAUAGACGAUGAAGACGGUUUGAGAAAUAAUUACCUGCUUGAUUGUUCUAUGGGUAGAUAAAAAAGUACACAUAGCCUACAGUCCAUAUAAUAAUCGGAUGCAUGUAAAAGAGAGGAGACGGAUAAUGUCGACCACGGGUCCCAUAACUAAUUAUUAUGUGGAUUCUUUGAUAAACCAUGAAAACGAUGAUGUAUUGUCGACUCGCUUUUCCUCUGCUGGUCCGCUUUCCUCCGGUCCCCGUUCGACAACUCUGGUGCCUGAGUGUGGAGACUACCCUUCCUGCAGCUUUGCCCCGAAACCAACCGUCUUCACUACCUCCUGGGCCCCUGUUCACUCCCAGUCUUCAGUGGUGUACCACCCAUACACUCACCAACCUCAUUUGGGAACGGACUCGAGAUAUGUACGAUCAUGGCUAGAACCAAUUCCUGGUGCCGUAUCCUUUUCUGGCUAUCCAGCUAACAGUCGGCAUUAUGGUUUGAAGCCCGACGCCUUUCAAGAGCAUAGAACCGGAGACUGUUUGUCCGCCAACGGACGCACCUAUACGGAUUAUCUGUACUGCUCCCCGACAGACAUCCGAGAGAAAACGCAGCCGCACAACCCAUCGCCUGAGACGGAGAUUCUUUCUUCCGGAAAAGAAAAAGACGAGAAACCAGAAUUAGACCCGAGUAAGUUGAAUCCAUGUUCAUUCACAAUGUGCUCUUGUGUUAUUGCAAUAGUGUGUCUUCUCUUUGUAGAUAUUAACAUCUGGCUCCCAGAUUCACGAGAUAACCCUGUGGCCAAUUGGAUCCAUGCGCGAUCGACGAGGAAAAAAAGAUGCCCAUACUCCAAAUAUCAAACAUUGGAACUAGAAAAAGAAUUUCUGUUCAAUAUGUAUCUUACCAGAGACCGACGCUACGAAGUUGCCAGAGUCCUUAAUCUAACCGAAAGACAGGUUAAAAUUUGGUUUCAGAAUCGACGGAUGAAGAUGAAAAAAAUGAACAAAGAGAAAACAGACAACAAAGGACAGUCAUAAAAACUGUGAAACAAACAACCCCACCAGAGUGCACAGUCACACACACACCAAGAGGAACUGUGGCCAAGAAAUGUCUUAUGCAGUAAACAGUUGUAUUCAUUCCUGUGACCUGUGAAACGGACUCCUUUAGUAUAUUUUAUUGUUUAUGUCUUUUUGGAGCAAGAAUUUGGCGCGAUUUAAUUACAGAGGUGAAAUAUUGCUUGCUUAUGCUAGAGGAAACCCUUUUAGUCAUGGAUUCAUGAAACCUAAAACAGGCCUAAGGAUACAGGCCGGUGGAAAAGCUGCCUCGAAGUAAAAGCAAGAAAAUACUUGAACUGCCGUGUCUUUUUCAUUUAGUAAUUUAUGAACUUCUCAAGACACUAUUUCUUCUCGUUAUGUUUGGGUGUUUGUGAAUAAGUGAGAUAUUUUGUACAGAAAAAUAUAAUGUCUUUCGUCCAAAUACCCUAUGUGCUAAUGUCUUCGUGGUGUUGUAGAUUUUCGAUGUACCCAGUCGUGUAUUUUCAAUAGUUCUGUUUACGUUUGUUUUCUUUCUCCAUUGCUCUGUUCAAAUAUAUGGUCAACAUCCAAAUAUUUGUGAUUCAUAAUUUUAUAGUAUACCUAUUGUUACAUCAGGCUGUAGGCCGGAUUUUAGAUGGCGACCUAGCCUGCUCCUUGUCGCUGGAUAGAUAGGCUACCACUAAACAUCACAUUAUAAGCUGAAUAUUUAAACGUCACAAAAGUAAUCAAAAGCAUGAACACACAUAUGCCUAUGUCAAUAAAAGGCUGAAAACAACUUUGCAUCGUAUUACGAUACCGUACAGUGCCCCUUGAAAUUUAAGCAAAACUCAUAGCUAUUCUCCUUUUUUGGAAGACGAUAGACGAAUUGUAUUUUGACCAACGUGUAGGCUACAGGCUGAUCAAGCAUAGUCCUCUAGAAAGGAUAGGAUAGUAGGCUAUAUGAUUUUGCUGUAUGUAGGCCUUAGCAUAUACGAUGAAUG
Molecule: messenger RNA, 4255 nt
Organism: Alosa sapidissima (American shad)
Lineage: Eukaryota; Metazoa; Chordata; Actinopteri; Clupeiformes; Clupeidae
Gene: hoxc9a
Product: homeobox C9a
Exons: 2
Coding region: 2364-3278 (304 amino acids)
Biological process (GO): DNA-templated transcription; proximal/distal pattern formation; regulation of transcription by RNA polymerase II
Cellular component (GO): nucleus
Molecular function (GO): DNA-binding transcription factor activity, RNA polymerase II-specific; RNA polymerase II cis-regulatory region sequence-specific DNA binding
Source: RefSeq, a predicted model, not a curated record